This is a messenger RNA of Galeopterus variegatus (Sunda flying lemur), 1371 nucleotides long. It is a transcript of the gene SPIN4, whose product is annotated as spindlin family, member 4. The record is from RefSeq and is a predicted model, not a curated record. The transcript has a single exon. Gene Ontology annotation, biological process: gamete generation; regulation of DNA-templated transcription. The coding region runs from base 263 to 1012 and encodes 249 amino acids. Lineage: Eukaryota; Metazoa; Chordata; Mammalia; Dermoptera; Cynocephalidae. Gene Ontology annotation, cellular component: nucleoplasm; cytosol.
UUACGGCAACCUCCACUGCUGCAGCCACCCUUCCCGGGAGGGAGAGGAAAACAUUGUCGUGAGGGACACGCUGUCCCAGUGCCCAAGGUCAGAGUUAGAGCGUUUCUGCCAAGCCCUGGUGGGAGCCUUGCACUUGGAGAAGGGAGGACAGAUCCGGUCUUUGAGAUUGCGGGAAAAGCCCUCAUAUUGGAUUGUGUUGACUUUUUGUCAGCUUAAUUGAGCAAAGCGUCAGCUUUGCCCAAGCCCCCAUAAACCCUGAGCCAUGUCUCCUCCGACCGUGCCUCCGAUGGGGGUAGACGGUGUGUCCGCAUACCUGAUGAAGAAAAGGCACACCCACAGAAAGCAGCGGCGCAAGCCCACUUUCCUCACUCGUAGGAACAUCGUGGGCUGCCGCAUUCAACACGGCUGGAAGGAAGGCAACGAGCCCGUAGAGCAAUGGAAAGGCACCGUACUCGAGCAGGUUUCCGUGAAGCCCACUCUCUACAUUAUUAAAUAUGAUGGCAAAGAUAGUGUAUAUGGACUAGAACUACACCGAGAUAAGAGGGUUUUGGCGUUAGAGAUCCUUCCUGAGAGAGUGCCAACUCCUCGCAUCGAUUCGCGCCUGGCAGAUUCCCUGAUUGGCAAGGCAGUGGGGCAUGUGUUUGAAGGCGAGCAUGGUACGAAAGAUGAAUGGAAGGGUAUGGUCCUGGCGCGAGCCCCGGUGAUGGAUACUUGGUUUUACAUUACCUAUGAGAAAGAUCCGGUCCUCUAUAUGUACACGCUGCUGGAUGACUACAAAGAUGGUGACCUGCGCAUCAUACCAGAUUCCCACUACUAUUUCCCUACUGCAGAACGGGAGCCUGGAGAGGUGGUCGACAGCCUCGUGGGCAAGCAGGUGGAGCACGCCAAAGAUGACGGGUCCAAGAGAACCGGCAUUUUUAUACAUCAAGUGGUGGCCAAGCCGUCUGUCUACUUCAUUAAGUUUGACGAUGAUAUUCACAUUUACGUCUAUGGUUUGGUGAAAACCCCCUAAAUUCAUUGUGCUCUUUGCAAAACUUGUGGAACUAUUAGAUGUAAGAUAUUUCAUGUUUUCAUAAUUGUGAACUUUGCGAGCACUUGAGGUGUCAGAAAUUCAGGAAAGUGGAUACAUCUUAUUGUGCCUCAAAAUCUUACAUUGACUAGUUCCACAAUUUUGCCCCAAGCGUUUUUCGGUACUGUUGAUGUUGCCUUGUCCUGUAACUGAAAAUUUAAAUUGGGUGCUAACAGAAGAUUAAGAACUGUUUGCAACCAUGGGAACAAUGCAAAAGUAGAUUAAGAAAAAUUAAUGGUGUAACUCCAUGCCAUGUCCUUCCCCCCUCCUUGCCUUACCUUCUCCCUUUCUUCCCAGUUAAC